This is a messenger RNA of Drosophila ficusphila, 1651 nucleotides long. RefSeq names its product transmembrane protein 164. Bases 277 to 1281 code for a protein of 334 amino acids. Lineage: Eukaryota; Metazoa; Arthropoda; Insecta; Diptera; Drosophilidae. The transcript is spliced from 5 exons. The record is from RefSeq and is a predicted model, not a curated record.
CAGUUGCCCAGCAAAAACGUAGUGCUUUACUUCGCUGCCCGCGUGUUUCUUAGCCCCAAUUUAUAUGCUUAAUGCAAAUAUGCAGGCGAAAUGUGAUUAAAAACAAAAAAAGAGGGUACGAAAAAUGUGCGAUAGCCGCGUAUAUUUCUCAACAGCGUCGGAAGGGUGUCGGUGAUUCGAGGGGGAAGACGAGGCGAGCUUUGCAGAACACCACGUGGCAGUUGCAGGCGGAGGACCUAUAGAACCUAAAUCCAAAGCAGAUAACGCCGCCUUUAAAUGGGAUGGGACUGGGAUUGGGCUGUCGGAGGCAUCUCUGACGAGAUUCCGAGGACCACGGGGCCGGAGUGCAUCAACUACAUGACUGAUCGGCGGCGCUGGGUGGAGACUACACUGCUGUCUGCCCUUUUUAUCUUCAUAAUGCACCGCUCUUGGCAACGCCUGGCGCCGAUUAAGCUGCCACCGCUUCACGAGAUCCAAAAGCCACACAGCCCCACUAGGCUGUUCCUUCUUAUAGCUUUGUCCAUGAUAUUUGGCAUUGAAAUGGGCUUCAAGCUUUCCGGCCAGUCGAUGAUUUUCGCUCUGAAUCCCUGUCACGUGCAGUCUUGUUUGCAGAUUUACCUCCUGGCGGCCAAGCCCACGAAGACAACGACAGCGCUCUUUCGAAUACAAAUGAGCAAUCUUAACGGCCCCUUCCUGGCUUUUCUCUUUCCCGAGGUGGAGGGACGAACUUAUCCUUUUGAACAGGCCACAUAUUGGAUCCAGCACGCACUGCUGUAUAUGAUUCCGAUUUACAUUAUCCGAAGCGGAGCGUAUACUGUCGAGGACCUCAGCGAAUUUCACUGGUCACACAUAGGUACCGCCUUCAUGCUGUUUUACCACUUUGUCUUGCUCUCCCCGCUCUCCAUCCUUACAGGCAUAAAUCUGGAUCACAUGCUCUGUGCGGCGAUGUCGGAUCCGUUCCAGGGUCCCAACUACCGGCUGUUUGCCUGUUGCCACCAGACUCUGCUCUGUCCGCUGCUAAGCAAGGGCACAGUGCUGCUGUUCGGCCGCCGGACUAAAAGCAGUGCUGAGCUAAACGGGUCGGGUGGUCUACCGGAGGGAAGGAGUGAGACAGUGCAGUAUCACGAACUGUCUUCGCCAGAAUAUGACGCGCAAGGGGAGGCGAUCAUGCGGCAUCGCUAUAAUGCCCAGGAGGCGGCUGGUGAAGGACAUCCACAUGAUGCGGGCGAGGUGGCGUCCCUUACUGCGGAAUACACAAUGCCAACAACCAAGAUCGACUAGUACUGGAGCUGCAAUGGGGCCGAGAAGAGCCCACGGCGUCUAUUAUGUCUGUCAAUUCACGAACCACUUUGGCAAACUUCGGUCCACGAUUAUACUUAAUUGCUAAGGACUUCAUGUGAGAACUGAGAGUUGAAUGUGUUGAAAAAUACGUGUAGAUAAUAACAAUUAAGGCUAAUUUUCAUGCUCAUCGAGGUUAUACUUCUAACAAAACCAAAAUGAAUUCAAAAAGUUAUAUACUUGUUCAAUAGAAACCAAUUCUUACUUUGAUGUCAAAUCAAAAGUUACAACAUGGCAUAGAUUAACAAUAGUGUAUAUUUCUUGAUUUAUAGGUCUAUAGCAAACAACAAAUAAAUUUAAAAUUUAAAUCGAG